AUGUCCUCAACCAAUACCGAAGAACGUACCCGCAAACUAUGGCAAGACAAGCAGCGCCAGGAGCACGCGAAGAUGCGUCUCUGCGACGACCUUCAGCGCGAGGCCGUGACAUACAACAACAAAGCUCUCCACUAUCGGCAAGAGCGAGAUUUCUUCCAAUCAGUUCGAAAUGGCGUCCGUAGGCAGGAGGCUCAACUUUCGCUUGUAUGUACUUUGGGCAACAAGACACAUUCUUCCCUUUCAGUAUUCAUUACCCCGAAUCGGCAAUUCGCUAAUGAGCUAUUGCAGGAACAAUGGUCAGCGCAUGCGGUCGGCAAACACUACGACCUAGAAAAGCAGAUCAAAAAGCUCGUCGUCAUCACCGCGGCCCGCAAGAAGCUUCAAGAACAGCUCGGUAUGCCUGCUACUGAGGAUGGAUAUGUUGACUGCGGCAAGCAUGCUGGAAUCGGCGUUCGACACUACAUGGACGAGAACAUGGGCGGUUCUUCGCUUUUCGCGGACGAGGAGUGGCGGUCGUAG
Molecule: messenger RNA, 519 nt
Organism: Alternaria novae-zelandiae
Lineage: Eukaryota; Fungi; Ascomycota; Dothideomycetes; Pleosporales; Pleosporaceae
Exons: 2
Coding region: 1-519 (172 amino acids)
Source: RefSeq, a predicted model, not a curated record